GGAAGAUGUGGAGGUAGGAGAUUCUCUUCAGCAUAAGUAUCUUCUCAGUUAGUUAUUUCAUAUUACUACACUACUGCUACUAUUACUGUAUACUGUCUUAUUAGACAUCAUGAAGAAUUGGAUAUUUUAGGAAAACUAAUUGACGACAAAGUAAUGGCAAUGACCACAUAACUAGAACAUGAACUAGACAGCUAUAGAAGAGAGAUAUUCAUAUCAUGUACAGAAGUGGUUUUCAUCGAGAGAUCCAUAAUACUGGCCAUCGGUUUAACUUUAUGCAACAAGGACAACGGUGGUUAUAAUGAGAAUGAUGAGCAGUUAGGAUUUUUCAAGAAAUCAAAUAAUAUGGGGAGUGUUUUAUCAACAUUCACUCCAGAAGACCAAGUCCACAUUCCUGUACCUACACGAAGACAAACACUAAGUGAUAUACAUAAAACAAAAGAUAUUAAACUUAGUCUUUCAUCAGCAACACAUGAUACAGCCUACCAAUACACUGAUCUAUGUGAAUCAUCAAAGAAAAAGUGGAAUUUCAAUCAGAUUGAUGAAGCAUUACUAGUUCCAAAACAUUAUGAACAUCUUUGUGGCAACACCGGUACACAAAUGAGUAAAAACGUCAAUUCUACAAAUAUGUUCAACUUGAAAAGGUUGAUAUUCCCCAGUUUAUCACGUAAAACAAAAAUCUCUGAUAGUAAUGGAGUAAUGCCAAGUGUGAGAACAUUGAAUGAUAGAAUGCACAGGUUAUCAGUGAAUGCCGACCGGGUGAAUACUGGUGCUACCAGAAACGGUACUACCAAGAAGUUCUUAGACGAUUCAACGAGUCAUUCAACAACUGAAAUCCCAGUGUACUACUACCAACAACAAAAACAACACCAACAAGAAAUACAAGACGAAGAAGAUUCGGCAAAGGCGAAUAUACCUCUAGAAAACUAUCGACUAAACUCCACAUCCUCUUCAUCAUAUUGUGACACAUCAAGUUCUAAAGGCGUUUGUCGUACACAAUCAUCGGGAAUAACACAAAACUCUUAUUGUCCGGAAUCUAGAGAUGUUAUAAAUGAUAAUGUGAAUCGGGAUUAUCAUUCCUCUAGUCAAAAGUCACCAAUCGAUUUGAAUGUGUCCAUUCAUCAACAAAGAGAUCCUCAAAUUUAUCAAGACACUGGUGGACAGCAUAGACAAUUAUCUGAACCAAGUUCACGGUUAAAGCAUCGUUAUUCACAUUGUUUAUCAACAGAUUUUAGUCGAAAGUGUUGUGCUACACACCGUCAUCCUCCUGCUUCUCCUCUUCCUCCUCAUCACCAUCAUAACCAUCAUCAUGACAAUAAUGUCAGUAUUAAUAAUCAUGGUAAUACUAUAUCUUACACACCUAGCCUUACUGAUUUAAGAUGGGCUAUGCGGUAUAAAGCGCCGUAUACAAAAGAAUCAAGUGAACAGUUGUGUGUAAAUAAUUCACCGUAUUCUUUUGUGGAAAAUUACUCUGGGGGACAAACUUGUCACAAUAAUAGUUCUAUUUAUAUGCCAACAUCAACAUUAUCAGGAAGUGUAUCGACAUAUGCUGAAGUAUUGACAUCACCAGUGGAUUCUUAUACUACACAACAUCAUAAUUAUUCUCAUUAUCAGAAUAUUGAAAUGUUAAGAGAACAUACACCGUGGAAUGUAACUGAUACCUCACCUGGUGCACAUAGUUGUUCCUAUGAAAUACCAUUCUUUGUAAACUGCAAUCAUGAAAAUAAGACAAUCAGAAGGGAUUCCUCUUUGUUGACAUCUAAGGGUAAUCCUGUUCCACGUUGUUUUCAUCCAUUUCCUUCUGUUCCUUCUUCGGUACACCCUGAAAUUAGUAAAACUUUUAAUUCAUCUUACACAGACAAGUUUUUCUCACCGGAAUUGAAUGAAACAUAUAAAAAUAAUAAUGAUAAUCUACACUACAGUCAACAAACAUACUUAAAUGAAUCUGGUGUUCACUUUUCAAGUAAAUUUGGUCGACGUUUAACAGAAUUUGGUACAGAUUCAAUUUUCCCUGCAUCACCAAUGCAUGUACAGCGCAAAGGGGGCACUGGGUUUGAAAAAUACCGCAAUAUUACAAAGUCAAUAUCAUGUUAUGCUCUGAAACUUUUCACUCAUCACUAUAAUAAUAAUAAUGACAAUAAUAGUAGCAUCAGCAAUAAUAAUUCUUGCCAGCAAAAGUGUAAAAAUGUUUCUGUUGAGUCAGGAGCGGUGACCAAAUCCACCUUUCCAACAAAUGAUAUAGCAUAUGAUAGAAAGAUGUUCAAACUUCGUACUGAUAGAAAAAUGAGUGAUCGUUUGAAGAAGAACUCUUCUAUUCGAGAUAUUGAAACGCUAAAAGAAUAUCAUCAACAAACUGUUCCUAUCAUUCCUUCUAACAUCAUGACGACAACAGUAACGAUAACAACGGUAUCAUCAGUAAAUACCAGUCAAAAUAAUUCAUUUUCACAAUAUAGAAAUAGUGAUAUUAAGUUAAAUGAUCGUCUUCGAUGUUCUAAUCACCGAAAAAGUGUAGGUAAAACCAGUGGGAUUUACGGAUUAUUUGAAAGUUUAAAAUCUGAUCAUAAAGUUGACAAAUAUCGUAAUUUUGCGUGCAUAAAAAAUUCGAGUGGAAUACAGAAAGGUUGGAGACGAUCUGAUAUUCAAGAAGAACAACAUCAAUUAGGCCGGGGCUAUUCCCUAAGACCUACUGUUGGUGCUCCUGUUCACCCAUCUACGGUUGAAACAACAACAUCUAAUGCUUACAACCUGUUUCAGCAGCCAAUAUUUAAGGCAAGUACAGGUGAACUUUUAAAAUAUCUUUCAUUUUUUAUUGUCGCACGUGUACAGUACAAUUUAAUAGAAAAUUCAAAUCGUCUACGCAAUUCUGAUUUACGUGGUAUACAACCAGCAAUCAUUGUUGCAUGGAUUCGAGCUAUUGAUCGUGCAUUAUUAAUACAAGGUUGGUCUGAAGUGGCAUUCAUCAAUCCAACUCAUGUUGUCUUCUUGUAUAUGAUGCUUAGAAGUUUCAUAGGGAAUGGGGAUAUACACACAGAACGUGAACUGCAUACAAUUAUUAUGGCAUGUCUUUAUUUAGCUUACUCUUAUAUUGGUAAUGAGAUUAGUUAUCCUUUAAGACCGUUUCUUAUAGCUGAAGCAAAUCAAUAUAUGGCUCAUUCAGAAGGUGGAAAUAAAAAAUUACUGUCCAAUACAGAACAUACGUUAACAUCGACAAAUGGUAUAGAGAGUUUUUUAAAAUCUAAGGUUAUUGAUGAAGUUCGCAAUCGUUUCUGGCAAUAUGUUAUACGUAUAAUAAAUGAAAAAUCUUCAGAAAUGCUUCGUAUCAAUGCUGAUCCAAUAUUGUUUACACAAAUGUUUAAAGAGUUGACUUCAUAUGAAAAUGUUGUUAUUGCUAUGAAAUUGUCAUCAUCAUCAUCAUCAUCAUCAUCAUCAUCAUCAAAUCGUAACCAUAACAACAAUAGCAAUAACAGUAACAAUCGAUUAUAAAAAACAGAGAAAAAAGGCAACGAAGUAAGCGAAAUUUAUUUUGUAGUUAAAUUUAAUUUGAUUUUUUUAACAUAAAUAUUCCUUAUUGGCUUCUCAUGAUUGAACUAAAAAGAUAUCAGUACCCCGUCAGAACUACUCAAUGUGUGAUCAUCUAUACACGUACAUCUACUCAUACACUCAACUAAGAAAUUACGGGUAAGACGUCGAGUAGAUCCUUAUGAGCAUAAAGUUGUGUAAGUGCGUAUUACGUCUGCA
Heterobilharzia americana is the source of this 3735-nucleotide messenger RNA. The record is from the annotation of a GenBank genome assembly. Lineage: Eukaryota; Metazoa; Platyhelminthes; Trematoda; Strigeidida; Schistosomatidae.